AUGGCAGCUAAAGGACUAGUUUGUGGUGGUGUGAGACGGCGUAUUGGGAAAGGGACUAGUACUUUGAUCUGGGAACACCCGUGGCUCCAGGAUGAGCUAGAUCCUAUGAUCCAUAUAGAGAUGCCCCCACAGAUGGCAGGAGCUAAAGUGGUUGGACUAAUAGACCCAGAUACGGGGACUUGGGAUCACCAUAUACUGACAGAUAUUUUCCAACCAGAUGAUGUGCCUAGGAUUCUGAGGAUACCAGUCUCCCCAGAUUAUGAUUAUAUGUGGUAUUGGUAUGGGGACCCAAAGGGUUGUUAUUCUGUUAAGGAUGGCUACAGGCGCAUUGUUGGGAAUUAUACAAUUACUAAUGAUGGAGCUUUUGAUAAAUGGCUCACCCUAUGGAAACUAAAAAUCCCCCCAAAAUGGAAGACUUUUCUGUGGAGAGCUAUAAGUAAUAUUCUACUCACCAUUGAUAACUUUCUUAUAAAGAGGGUAGAUGUUGAUCCAAGUUGUGCCAUGUGUGGAGUAAUGCAAGAGGACAUUAUGCACUCAUUAGUAUUGUGUGGUUAUGCUAGUUCUAUAUGGACACAAUCCAACCAUCCACUCCCCAAUAUUGUGACAAAUGUUUUCCAUGAGUGGUUUAGUGCAAUCUUGAAUGUUCUAGACACUAAUGGAAUUGUGUAUGCAGCUGCGAUUUUAUAUCAUAUCUGGAGAGCACGGAAUGGAGCGGUAUGGGAUGCCUACCUACUUCUACCCAGGAAGGUGGUCACCGCGGCAACCGCCACCAUGCAUGCAUGGCAGCGUGUACACGGUACGGUGACCGACCGGGACGCUGCCGGCAGCUCUGCCACAGCAGAACAGCCCCCUACUCCACUGCCGGUUCCCGCUGUUACGGCCAGUGUGCUGGCUGCCAUUAUCCAACCACGAAGAUGUUUUGUCGAUGCCAGGUACUACCACGACGGGAACUCUGCUGUGAUGGGUGUUGUAUUGUUAGAUGCCGAUGGAAGAUAUGUUACGGCAUACAGUGCCCUGUUACCAAAUUGUUUCUCCCCACUCAUGACCGAGGCGUUUGCGUGCAAAGAGGCCUUAUCGUGGCUCCGGGGACGCGGCGAACAGGAUGUCCAAAUUUACACAGAUUGCCCGACGUUAUAG
This is a messenger RNA of Ipomoea nil (Japanese morning glory), 1137 nucleotides long. RefSeq lists its product as uncharacterized. Bases 1 to 1137 code for a protein of 378 amino acids. Gene Ontology annotation, molecular function: RNA-DNA hybrid ribonuclease activity; nucleic acid binding. The transcript has a single exon. The record is from RefSeq and is a predicted model, not a curated record. NCBI's taxonomy places the organism in Eukaryota, Viridiplantae, Streptophyta, Magnoliopsida, Solanales, Convolvulaceae.